Cheilinus undulatus (humphead wrasse) is the source of this 5393-nucleotide messenger RNA. Its product is annotated as protein NLRC3-like. Gene Ontology annotation, molecular function: protein binding. The record is from RefSeq and is a predicted model, not a curated record. The transcript is spliced from 13 exons. Lineage: Eukaryota; Metazoa; Chordata; Actinopteri; Labriformes; Labridae. The coding region runs from base 357 to 4286 and encodes 1309 amino acids.
AGAGGAAGUGCCCUCGAAAAAACACACUCAGACAGCAGGAACAACAUGGGACAAACAAGCAGCUUCUUCUUCUCUCCUCACAUGACGGUGUAAAGUGUCUGUAAGCUGAUCUGAACUCAGUCUAACAGGCCAGCCCAGUGACUGACCAGUGACUGACCAAGGGUGUGCCCCACUGAGACCUCUGGUUAUGGUGUUGUGGUGAACAGACGCAGGCUGGAUGCUCUGCCUGAACUUUGAUAUCAACUCUUUGCACUAAGAAAACCUGAGCAGAUCAAGAAUAAGUGACAUAAUCCAUGCAGCCACACAGGAAACCAACAGCUAACUAAGGACUUAUUUUCAAAUAAAUCCCUGCAGGCAUGGAGAAGGUGGAGAAGGAUGACCCACCACUCAGUGAAAUCUUGUGUGCAAUCAGAGAGCUAAAGGAAGACUUUGCAUCAAAGUUUGAAAUAGUCAAGUCAGUGCAGUCCAAGCUAGAAAAUGAUUCCUCAGCGCUGAAUAACACAACACAGCAGCUUCAUCAGAAAAUUGAGAGCCUAUCUGAAAUAAUAGAAGAUCUUAAAAACCCUAGGUGCAGAUCCAACACACAGCUUGAAGGCUCACCAGAAAAUACUGAGGGGAAAGAUGCAUGUGCUCUUCUGGAAAAAUGCAUACCUGAAGUGAGGGGCACUGAUUCCUUUUCAACACCUGUUGUUGUUAAGAGGAUGCACCAAAAUCCAUCUGGUGGAGACAAGAACAGAGCAGAGGAGCUGCAGGCACCAGGUGGGAGAUCUUCUAAGGAUCAGAGAAAGGACAGACAGGAAGGAGCCGCUCCCUCUGCAAACACUCUGAGUGGGGAACAUGAAGACCAGACCAAAGCUCUGAGCCCACGUCAGCUCAGACCAGACUCUCCUGGACCUGGAUCUGCUCCCAGCUGUGUGUCCUUCAGCAGUGGCCAGUCCAAAGAUGAACCACUUAAGUUUAAAGCUGGUCUCCAGUCUACAAUGAAAAGCCCACGUCAGUUCAGACCAGACUCUCCUGGACCUGGAUCUGCUCCCAGCUGCGUGUCCUUCAGCAGUGACCGGUCCAAAGAUGAACCACUUAAGUUUAAAGCUGGUCUCCAGUCUUCAAUGAAAAGCCCACGUCAGCUCAGACCAGACUCUCCUGGACCUGGAUCUGCACCCAGCUGUGUGUCCCUCAGCAGUGACCGGUCCAUAGAUGAACCUCUUUACUUCAAAGCUGGUCUUCAGUCUACAGUAAAAAGAGCUCAGCAGCAGAUAUCAGAGGUUCCCACUGGUUCCCAGUUCAACUCCAUAUUUACGAUGCUUGAGGAGAACAUUAUCUUGUUUGUAAAGAGCGAGCUGAAGAAGAUCCAGAGAUCUCUGAGUCCAGAUUACCCAGAAUACUUAGAGAGUCAAAGGGAGGGUGAGGAGGUGUUGGAUGAUGAAGAAGAGGAGCAGAGGAGGAGCAGCAGGGAGGCGUUUCUGAAGAUAACUGUGAACUUCCUGAGGAGAAUGAAGCAGGAGGAGCUGGCUGACUGUCUGAGAGAUGGAGAGAGGAAAUGGAGUCAACAUGGGACAGGAACUAGUUCUUCAGACUGCCAAAGUAAACUGAAGUCUAACCUGAAGAAGAAGUUCCAGUGUGUGUUUGAGGGGAUCACUGAAGCAGGAAACCCAACCCUUCUGAAUCAGAUCUACACAGAGCUCUACAUCACAGAGGGAGGGACUGGAGAGGUCAACGAUGAACACGAGGUCAGACAGAUCGAAACGACAUCCAGGAAACUAUACAGACCAGAAACAAUCAUCAGACAAGAAGACAUCUUUAGAGGCAUACCUGGAAGAGAUGAACCAAUCAGAACAGUGAUGACAAAGGGCGUAGCUGGCAUCGGGAAAACAGUCUUAAUACAGAAGUUCACUCUGGACUGGGCUGAAGGCAAAGCCAACCAGGACAUCCAGUUCACCUUCCCAUUUACUUUCAGAGAGCUGAAUGUGCUGAAAGGGAAAAAGUUCAGCUUGGUGGAGCUUGUUCAUCACUUCUUCACUGAAACCAAAGAAGCAGGACUCUGCAGGUUUGAAGAGUUCCAGGUGGUGUUCAUCUUUGACGGUCUGGAUGAGUGUCGACUUCCUCUGGACUUCCACAACAACCAGAUCCUGACUGAUGUUCAAGAGUCCACCUCAGUGGAUGUGCUGCUGACAAACCUCAUCAGGGGGAAGCUGCUUCCAUCUGCUCGCCUCUGGAUAACCUCACGACCUGCAGCAGCCAAUCAGAUCCCUCCUGAGUGUGUUGACAUGGUGACAGAGAUCAGAGGGUUCAGAGACCCUCAGAAGGAGGAGUACUUCAAGAAGAGAUUCACAGAUUAUGAGCAGGCCAGCAGAAUCAUCUCCCACAUCAAGAUAUCCAGAAGCCUCCACAUCAUGUGCCACAUCCCAGUCUUCUGCUGGAUCACUGCUACAGCCCUGGAGGAUCUGCUGAAGACCAGAGUGGGAGGAGAGCUGCCCAAGACCCUGACUGAGAUGUACAUCCACUUCCUGGUGGUUCAGACCAAAGUGAAGAACAUCAAGUAUGAUGGAGGAGCUGAGACUGAUCCAUACUGGAGUCCAGACAGCAGGAAGAUGAUUGAGUCUCUGGGAAAACUGGCUUUUGAGCAGCUGCAGAAAGGAAACCUGAUCUUCUAUGAACCAGACCUGAUGGAGUGUGGCAUCGAUAUCAAAGAAGCCUCGGUGUUCUCAGGAGUGUUCACACUGAUCUUUAGAGAGAAGAGAGGACUGUACCAGGACAAGGUGUUCUGCUUCAUCCAUCUGAGCGUUCAGGAGUUUCUGGCUGCUCUUCAUGUCCAUCAGACCUUCGCCAAGUCUGGAGUCAACCUGAUGGCAGAAGAACAAACUCCAUCACUGACCCCUAAAAGAGUCAGUUACAACAAUAUGCUGAACCAUCUCCAUCAGAGUGCUGUGGACCAGGCUUUGAAGAGUCCAAAUGGACACCUGGACUUGUUCCUCCGCUUCCUCCUGGGUCUUUCACUGCAAACCAACCAGAAUCUUCUAAGAGGUCUGCUGACACCGAUGGGAAGGACCUUAGAGACCAACCAGGAAACAGUCAAGUUCAUCGAGACAAAGAUCAAUGAGAGUGUGUCUGCAGAGAAAAGCAUCAAUCUGUUCUACUGUCUGAAUGAACUGAAUGAUCGUUUUCUGGUGGAGAAGGUCCGAGACUCCCUGACAUCAGGAAGACUCUCCACAUAUGAACUGUCUCCUGCUCAUUGGUCAGCUCUGGUCUUCAUCCUACUGUCAUCAGAGGAAGAUGUGGAGGUGUUUGACCUGAGGAAAUACUCUGCUUCUGAGGAGUUUCUUCUGAAGUUGCUGCCAGUGGUCAAAACCACAGAGAAAGUUCUGUUGAGUGGAUGUAACCUGUCAGAGAGAAGCUGUGAAGCUCUGUCUUCAGUCCUCAGCUCUCAGUCCUCCAUUCUGAGAGAGCUGGACCUGAGUAACAACGACCUUCAGGAUUCAGGAGUGAAGAUGCUUUGCGUUGGACUGGGGAGUCCACACUGCAAACUGGAAGCUCUUAGUCUGUCAGGCUGUAUGAUCACAGAGGACGGCUGUUCUUCUCUGGCCUCAGCUCUGAACUCCAACCCCUCCCAUCUGAGAGAGCUGGACCUGAGCUACAACCAUCCAGGAGACUCAGGAGUUCAGCUUCUGUUUGCUGGACUAGAGAAUCCACUGUGGAGACUGAAAAGCCUCAGGAUGGACCACGGUGGAGAGCUGAGGUUAAAACCUGGUCUGAAGAAGUAUUUCACUGAACUCACACUGGACCCAAACACGGCAUACAAAUACCUCAAUCUGUCUGAAGAUAACAGGAAGGUGUUAAAAUUGUACGAGGAUCAGCAAUAUCCUGAUCAUCCAGACAGAUUUGACUACUGGGAACAGCUGCUGUGUAGAGAUGGUCUGACUGGUCGCUGUUACUGGGAGGUAGAGCAAGGCGGAGAGGGUGAAAUAUCAGUGAGUUACAGAGGAAUCAGGAGGAGAGAAAGGAGCGAUGACUGUAGGUUUGGGCGUAAUGAUCAGUCCUGGAGUCUGAGCUGUGAUUCUGAAAGUUUCUCUGUCUAUCACAAUAGCAGAAGCAUAGCCUUCCUUCUCCUCAAGCUCCCCUCCCCUAGAAGAGUAGCAGUGUAUCUAGACUGUCCUGCUGGCUCUCUGUCCUUCUACAGCGUCUCCUCUGACACUCUGAUCCACAUCCACACCGUCAACAACACAUUCACUGAACCUAUCUAUCCUGGGUUCUGGUUGUCGCGUGGUUCAGUGUCUCUGUGUUCUCUGUAGGAGGGAGAGUCUCUUCCUCUUCACAAACAUUAAAUGCUGAGUGUUUUCUCCUUAGGAGAUAAUAAAGUUCAUCACAAAUUUUUACAAACAUUUGAACACAUUUCCAGAAACUGAGGCUCAAUUUCUCCAAAGUCAAACCAAAAAAGUUCAAAAGUCUUCAAAUGUCUUCCAGAAUGAGCCACAGCACUCUAAACCAUGUUCUCUCUCCUCCAAACUGAUUAGUUCCUCCAAAACCAAACACACAGCUAUCACCUGGCCGAAGAAGUAACAGAAAGAGCAUUUAUUAACCUUAAGUAUAAUCAAAACAGCUUAAGCAGCACAGCAUUUAAAAAUCACAUACUGUAACUAUUAAGUUUGAUCUAAUCACAUAGAGUAAGGGAAAAGUUGAAGUAAAAGGUGCCUACGUGUAAGAAAAAGGGAAGUUCAGAGUGAAGACGAUGUCUCUGCCAGUAAGGGUCAGUUACAAAAGGGAAGUGAAGAAUAGCCGUUGAGGGAAAGAGGAACUUCUAGCUCCUAGAGAAGCAGAAGUAACCUGAUAGCAGUCGGAGUGGAAAAAUACUGUUUGAUGAUUUUUAUUGUAACCAAUCAGCAUUUAACCAUAUGAACAUGAUUUGUAUGCUAUGCUCAUGCUAAUUUGCAAUAAAAGCACUUAACCUGCAAGUACAGUUUUAAGACUUUUUAUUCCAUUUUUCUCACACCUCAAUGCAAUUGUGGUCUCAGGUGGUGUGCACGCUGCUAAAAGUAAAGGUUCUUAUAGGUUGCUCCAAUCCAAUUAAAAAUAAAAACAGGUCCUUGGGAUCGUUUUUCCAGAUCUCUAAAACAUUCCCCAGCAACUAACAAAUGCACAGAUCAUGAGAGAGUAGCUGUCGUUAACAAAUGUGUACACUGAUGAAGUAUUAUUCAAUGGUAUUUCUCGGUGUAGGAAGCAGGGCAGGCAUUUGGAAGAAGACAGUUAGGUAGCUGGGCCUGAAGUACUCUCGCCCUCCAGGUUAAACAGUUAAUAGCUAUUCUGUCUGCAUCCUCCAGUAGAUACCUUGUUAACCCGACCUGUUGGAUGGAGGCCUGGAACAUAGCCUCCUGUACUGGGGAUUGUGGGAUCAACGACAA